UUUCCUACGGAGAGCAGCACUAGUGAAAUUUAUGGUGGUGUCGAUGAGGGAUAGAUUUGCUUCGAGAGUAGACGAAAUUUCGAUAUGCGCGCGGCAGGAAACAUUAUAGGUUUAGCAUUAACAACUGCGGUUAUUGGAAAUGCAUACUAUCAAAAAAAGCAGUUCUAUCCAACAGUAGUGUAUAUAACAAAAUCAAAUCCGAGUAUGGCGGUAAUAUAUGUCCAGGCAUUCAUCAUGGUAAUACUGGUGGGAAAACUGAUGAGGAAAGUAUUUUUUGGACAGUUGAGAGCUGCAGAAUUUGAGCAUCUCAUGGAACGGUCAUGGUAUGCUGUCACAGAAACAUGCCUGGCAUUCACUGUUUUUCGAGAUGAUUUUAGUCCAAAGUUUGUUGCACUUUUCACUGUUCUUCUGUUCUUGAAGUCUUUCCACUGGCUGGCAGAGGACAGAGUAGAUUUUAUGGAAAGAAGCCCAGUUAUAUCGUGGUUGUUCCACAUACGAGUUUUGUCAUUGCUCACCAUGCUUGGUGCUCUUGACCUGAAUUUUGUGUGUCAUGCAUAUCAGUCCACAAUCACCAAGGGUGCAUCAGUGCAACUUGUAUUUGGAUUUGAAUAUGCCAUCCUUCUUACCAUCAUCAUCAACAUCUUCAUUAAGUAUACGCUCCACACGAUUGAUCUGAACAGUGAAAAUCCAUGGGACAGCAAGGCUGUAUUUCUUUUGUAUACUGAAUUGGUCAUGGGUGAUAUUACAAAAGUAUUUUCUGAAUUUUGCAUUUGUUUAUAUUAGUUUUAUAUAUAGCCAUUGAUUUGUAUGAUGAAGUAACUUUUUUUUUUCCAGAUCAUUCAAAAAGCUUUCAACGAUGUGAUCUUGUCUCGCCGUACAAUCCGAAACAUGAACACGCUGUAUCCUGAUGCUACUUCAGAAGAGUUGGCUGCAGCAGAUAAUGUGUGUAUAAUCUGCAGAGAAGAAAUGGUAACAGCCUCAAAGAAGCUACCAUGUAACCACAUUUUUCACACAUCGUGCCUCCGAUCGUGGUUUCAACGCCAGCAGACCUGUCCCACAUGCAGGUUGAACAUCUUGAGAACCCCCACAACAAAUGUGCAGAAUCCUCCAGUUCCUCAAGUGGGACAACCUCAAGGCCAGCAGUUGCAGGGUGCUCCUGUAGCAGGACCACCACAACCACCCGCUGGUGUCAAUCCUUUCCAACCCCUGAUUGGAGCUGCAGGUGUAUUUCCUGGACCAUUUCCUUUUUGGCAGGCUUUUCCUCAGCCACCUGCUGCAGGGCCAGCAGAAAACACUCGGCGGCAAACAGAAGAACGAGCUCAACAGUCAAGUGCCACAGGCUCAGUUGCAGGGACGUCAGCUGCCCCAGCUACAAAUGGCAGUGGAACAUCAGCGUCUGCAACAUCUCAGUCAGCAAGCUCUUCCACCUCAACAUCCACGUCUACGCCUACUGCUCGUCAGUUUACCUCACCACCUCCGCCAUUACAGCCCGGAGCAAAUGUGCCAUUCUUCUGCCCUCCAUUUCCUUUCAUGCCUUUCAUACCACCACCUAUGCCACCAGCCAAUUUCACAGGGCUUUCAACAGAAGAGCUGCAACGGAUGGAAGGAGUAACAAAAGAGAGCGUGGAAGCACGUCUUCAAUGUCUUCGCAACAUUCAACUGCUUUUGGAUGCAUCUGUUACACUGAUGCUUCAGUAUUCAGCUGCAGCGUCAGCAUCAUCAAGUAUGGCUGCGUCGUCAGUUGCUACAACAGGUUUAGAAAAUACAGCGACAACUGCAGCUCCUACAACUACGACACCUUCAACACAUCAAUCAGCUGAAUCUGUUCCUUCUAGUAGCAGUAGAAAUGAAAGCAGUGAAGGUGCUGUUGGUUUCACGCCUGAUCCAUUCCUUUCCUCGGCAGAUAGCGAGGAAGAUGUCUCUGCGCUUACCAAAGAACAGGAGGAGAUCAGACGACGAAGAAUUCAAAAGUUUGGCCAGUCACAAGGCUCAGAUUGAGGACACAGUAAAAAUUCAUCGUACCAACAUUAGAUUUUGGUCUGAAAUUAAUGAGUUCAAAAUUACUUGCAUUUUUAAAUUUCAUGUUGACAUUUAAUGUUUUGGAGUAUUGCUCUGAAAAUAUGCGUAUUAGUGAGCAGUAGUUUUUGGCCGGUGGAGAAGCUAGCGGAACUGGUGGACGGGCCUAUUCUGUGUACCUGAGGUGGCACGGUCAGUGUAUUUCUUUUGUUUGGGCGUUCAGUCCGAUAAGCUCCUCGGUGCAGUCAGCAUUAUACUAUCGCACAAAUGACUCGCUCCUAGCCUUCCCUUUGAAAAUUCCACCGGCCAAAAUCUACUGCGCCGACUAUAACCUUUUCAUAAUUCUUACUGUGUUAUUUUUGGUUCACAGUUAUUAGACAUUUUCAAAUAUUUUAUACGUACGUAUACCAAAAAUUAAUAUGUGGUAAAUCAAAUCCAAUGUUAUUUUCAUGCAAGAAGCAUUCAUGAAAGUUGACGUGAUCUGCGGCUUAUUUUCCAUGUUUUAUUACUCGGUGUAUGAUACUGUAUUAUAUGUAGAAUUUGCUUUGCCGGACGUUAUAUAUUGGUAUAUGAGAGUCGUGUACUGCCGUAGAAAGGAAUGACGUUGCUUCAUUCUGUGAAGACGAAAUCUAAUUGAGUUGAAAAUAUUUUUGUACACGAAACAUUAUUAAUUUUGAGCAAGUACUAUAUAUCAGAAUAUUAAAUCUACAGGGACUAGAUGGGAAAUAUGUAGAAGAGGAAGGAUACAUGUGUAAGGUUCGAAGAAUGGUAUGUAAAAAUACUUUUAGGUGAAAGCAAAAAUAUCUGAUGUAUUUAAAAUUAAAAAAAUAAUGAAAUGUUUCAUAUUUACUCUUCGUGUUUUAUGACUUCAUACAUUCGCUGCUGGGCUUUGAAGUUCUGACAUUAUUAAAUGCUGGGGUUUAAAUCAGAAGCUACGAGGUUUGCAAUAUGUAAGGAAAACAAAUCAUUUUUCAAAUCUCUGAACAGGAGAGAAAGAAAAUUGUGCGUGACUUUGACAGUUCAGUACUUUGUAUAGAGGCUUACAUGAUGUGUAUGAAUUCCACACAGAACCCACAAAAUUUUUGAUUUUGUUUCUGAGACAUACCCUGGAGCGUGUGAUUGAGUAUUUAUGAAUUUUGGCACCAAGAAUUUGAUUUAGUGGUUAUCAAUUUUCUGUCUAGUCAACAUUCUGGGUUUUUAUUAGGUAAAUGUUUCUUUGGUUUGGGAAUGGAGACCUCAGACUUAUCAGCGGAUGAAAAAAUUGUUUUGUAACCACUGUGGGUUAAUGUCUCUCGCGGACUUCAGUUAUGUAAUUUAGAAAUUUUUUUUUGACUUGUUAAGUUUGUGGUAGAUGAAAGCGUUGUUGAGAGCACGCUGUACGAGACAAAAGCAAAGUUUCUACAACUGGAUACAUUUUGACAUUUUUGUAAUUUUUUUGUCCAUUAUUGUUUCUGUGUCAUUGUUUGAAAUAUAAACAUACGACAUGCAUACAGACAUAAUUUUUGCAGUUUCUUAUGCUUGAAUCUUGGCAUCUGGAAGAAAAUACAUGUCCAGAAACAAUCAGAAAUAUUUUAUGAAUAAAUAUGAAAUAAUGAAA
Messenger RNA from Zootermopsis nevadensis, 3613 nucleotides. Lineage: Eukaryota; Metazoa; Arthropoda; Insecta; Blattodea; Termopsidae. The record is from RefSeq and is a predicted model, not a curated record.